Messenger RNA from Aquila chrysaetos chrysaetos, 909 nucleotides. Its product is annotated as proline-rich protein 2-like. The coding region runs from base 1 to 909 and encodes 302 amino acids. Lineage: Eukaryota; Metazoa; Chordata; Aves; Accipitriformes; Accipitridae. The record is from RefSeq and is a predicted model, not a curated record. The transcript has a single exon.
AUGAGCCCGGCAAGCCCGAGCACACGGCUCGGGAACCGGCCAAACCGGCUGCUGUCACCGCGGCCCUGGCAGGCCGGUGGGGAAGCGCGGGCACGUGUGGCGGAGGCUAACAGCUCCCGGGGGGGGUGGACUCCCGCCCCAGCUCCGGGGCCUCGCCCCACCCAGCCCAGCAUCGCCCCUCCGGCGCUGCCCACCGCCCUACGCCCCCACUCAGGACCCCUCAGCUCCACGGAGGGUCCCUCAGCGCUCCAUAGCCACCGCCACCCGUCCCCUCACAGCCCACCCUCCCAGCGCCUCACCGCCGGCCGCGCCGCCCCCGCGCCGUCUCGCUUCCUCACCGCCCGCCGCCCCCGCCCCGCAGCCCGGCGCGGGUACAAGCGAGGCACCCGCCAAGGCGCCCCGGACGGGAAGCGGAGGCCCCAAGGCGGGAGGCGGCCGGCGGCUCCCCCCCGCCCUCAGACGGCGCCAUCGCGAGUCCGGCAGCGCCGCCACCCUCCCCGCGCGGGCCCCAACGGCGGCCUUACCGCUGCCGCCUUCGGCUCCGCGCCGCCGCCUAUUCCCGGCCGCCGCCAGCGCCGGGCGCAGCUCCUGUCGCCUCCGCCUCCUCCUCCUCCCCCUCUGCAGCGGCGGCGGCGCCUCCCCGGCUCGCAGGGGGCGGGGCGGGCAGACAACGUCUGCGCCCGGCCGGGCCCGCGGCACCGCGAGGCGGAGACUGCAGCAGCGGGAACCGCGCCUCCCUCCGCGCCCCUUCCUCGCCGCCGCUCCCCCGCGGUCUCUCUUCGUCCCCUCCUCGCCUCUUUUUCCCUUUGUCUCCCCCCCCGCUUUGUUCGCCCCGGGGCAGCCCGCGAGGGGUGCCCGCCGCCGCCGGGCAGAGGGGGAAGGAGCGGCUAUCCUCGGCUCUCGGUCUAA